Molecule: messenger RNA, 549 nt
Organism: Haliotis rufescens (red abalone)
Lineage: Eukaryota; Metazoa; Mollusca; Gastropoda; Lepetellida; Haliotidae
Exons: 1
Coding region: 1-549 (182 amino acids)
Source: RefSeq, a predicted model, not a curated record
AUGUCCUACAAGCGAUGGGCGGACACAACAAGGGCCUUCAAUGUCUAUGUGAACAUGUCCUACAAGCUAUGGGCGGACACAACAAGGGCCUCCAGUGUCUACGUGAACAUGUCCUACAAGCGAUGGGCGGACACAACAAGGGCCUUCAAUGUCUAUGUGAACAUGUCCUACAAGCUAUGGACGGACAGAACAAGGGCCUCCAGUGUCAAUGUGAACAUGUCCUACAAGCGAUGGGCGGACACAACAAGGGCCUCCAAUGUCUAUGUGAACAUGUCCUACAAGCUAUGGGCGGACACAACAAGGGCCCCCAGUGUCUACGUGAACAUGUCCUACAAGCGAUGGGCGGACACAACAAGGGCCAUCAAUGUCUAUGUGAACAUGUCCUACAAGCUAUGGGCGGACACAACAGGGGCCUCCAGUGUCUAUGUGAACAUGUCCUAUAAGCUAUGGACAGACACAACAGGGGCCUCCAGUGUCUAUGUGAACAUGUCCUACAAGCUAUGGAUAGGCAGAACAAGAGCCUUCAAUGUCUAUGUGAACAUGUCCUAA